This is a messenger RNA of Camellia sinensis, 698 nucleotides long. The record is from RefSeq and is a predicted model, not a curated record. Lineage: Eukaryota; Viridiplantae; Streptophyta; Magnoliopsida; Ericales; Theaceae.
CCCUGAUGAAGUAGAACUCUUUGCCAAGUCUGCUCAGAAUGCAUACAAACAGUUUAGAGACAAGGCGGCAUAUUCAAGAUCAAUGACUGUACGGUAGUCAAUUAACGUAUACUAAUGGAGUGCAGUACUUUUUCAAUCGCUUCAUCACUGUCCAAUCAUUAUGUUGCAAGCAGAUAAGAUGGAGGAGGUGGCACAGGGGAGAGUGUGGACUGGUAAAGAAGCAGUUUCACGAGGUUUAGUUGAUGCUAUUGGUGGGUUUUCUCAUGCUGUUGCUAUAGCAAAGCAGAAGGCUAAUAUAUCCCCUGGGUAGAGAGGUAUCCUGAAUGUUAAGGUUACUUUUGUUGAGCUAUCAAGACCGUCGCCAACCCUGCCAGAAAUCUUAGUUGGCAUUGGUAACACUGUGGUUGGGGUGGAUAGGACAUUGCAAGAAUUACUGCAAGACUUGGCAUCUUUUGAUGAAAUUCAAGCCCGGAUGGAUGGAGUCAUGUUUCAGAAACUGGAUGGUGUUUCAAAUUCCGGUCCUCUCUUCACUUUGAUUAAAGACUACUUGAGUUCCUCUGACCUCUUAUAUCUGUCUAUCCAUCGUCUAAAUUUUAUUUUAUUUUAUUUUUUUGGUAAAAAUGUGGAAGAGAUGAGCCACUUGUCUGCUUACUGUAAAUGUUACUAUAAUUUUGUCCUUUAUUUCUCCUUUUUCAUUA